Heteronotia binoei (common prickly gecko) is the source of this 856-nucleotide messenger RNA. RefSeq names its product ER membrane protein complex subunit 4 (gene EMC4). Gene Ontology annotation, cellular component: EMC complex. Lineage: Eukaryota; Metazoa; Chordata; Lepidosauria; Squamata; Gekkonidae. The record is from RefSeq and is a predicted model, not a curated record. The transcript has 5 exons. Gene Ontology annotation, biological process: protein folding in endoplasmic reticulum. The coding region runs from base 40 to 591 and encodes 183 amino acids.
UCCUGGAUCUGCCUGCCUGCCUCUUUUUUCCAGCAAGAGAUGAGCACCCCAGGGGGGGCUGUGACCAACCGCGGACGGCGCUUCAAAUGGGCCAUUGAGCUGAGCGGCCCAGGCAGUGGCAGUAGGGGCCGGAGCGACCGAGGCGGUGGGCAAGGGGAUGCUAUGUACCCUGUAGGCUACUCAGACAAACAGGUGCCGGACACGAGCGUGCAAGAAACAGAUCGUAUCCUAGUGGAAAAGCGCUGCUGGGACAUAGCCCUGGGCCCCUUGAAGCAAAUCCCCAUGAAUUUGUUCAUCAUGUAUAUGGCAGGCAACACAAUCUCCAUCUUCCCCACCAUGAUGGUCUGCAUGAUGGCGUGGAGGCCCAUCCAAGCUCUCAUGUCUGUCUCAGCCACCUUCAAACUGCUGGAGAGCUCAAGCCAGAAGUUCCUGCAGGGCCUGGUGUAUUUAAUCGGCAACCUCCUUGGGUUGGCUUUGGCUGUGUACAAGUGUCAGUCGAUGGGGCUGCUGCCAACCCAUGCCUCCGACUGGCUGGCUUUCAUUGAGCCCCCCGAGCGCAUGGAAUUCACUGGUGGGGGUCUCGUGUUAUGACCUUAACCGGUCCUUGAAGCCAGCUGCUGCUGUAGGUGUCUGGGUCACCCCCACCGAAUACCGUUCUCCUUUCAACGCACUGAUGGGGCCCACCAGCUUUAAGUAGGUCUGGCUCAGUCGGAGGCCAGUUGUGCAGACGGCUGCAACCACAAAAGACUGUAUUUUUGCCUCCGAAGAGUGGGGAGUCAGUCCGCCAUGUCCUCCCACUUCCCCGCCUGCCAUUUUUUGUUGUGCUCAGAAUAAAGGAUUGGGAAGGGGACUCAAA